ACACGGUACAUACAUAUUAACAGGGUUAUGUGAGUUUGCUGAUGAAAGACGUGAAUAACAUAUAAAAUUUAAUUUUAUAUAACACAUCAAAGCAACUUCAGAGAUCUAAUCAUUUUAUAGAUAUUCCGAAUCUUUAAUUUCCGUAUUAUAAGUAAAUCAAUCAAUUCUUAAAGUUCUGUAUCAAUUCCGUAAAAUUUACGAAUUAGUAGUGUUUAUAUGUCCAAGUUAGUAAAUCAAUGUCAUCCGGAAAGAUAUAUUUAUAGUGGUUUAAUAUUGAACCAUCAAAACAAAGUAGAAUUUGACAUUUAUUUAAGUACGUAAUUAUUGUUAUUCGAGUUUGUGAAGUAACGACAAUGAUGGAGUUGAGUCAUAGUUUAACAUUAAAUGAGGAUGCAUUAAAUCAAAUUCCUGAAGCCAAACGACCAGUCUUUGUAUUUGAAUGGUUACGAUUUUUAGAUAAAGUUUUAGUCGCCGCACAAAAAAAUGACAUCAAAGGUUGUCAACAAAAAUUAGUCGAACAAUUAAGCAGACAUAUGCAAAGUGCACCAGGUCCACCAACACGAAGACUAAUAGCUCGAUGUCUUGCAACAUUGUUUAGUGUUGGAGAUACAUUUCUGCUAUUUGACACCGUAAACAAAUGUAAUGACAUCUUAAAAAAUAAAGAUGAUUCUCCAAGUUUUCUUCCUACAAAAUUAGCUGCUAUAUGUUGUGUUGGAGCUAUGUACGAAAAAUUAGGACGUAUGAUGGGUAGAUCGUAUGAAGAAACAGUUCAAAUUCUUAUAAAAUCACUACGAUCAGCUGAAUCUCAAGUAAGGAUUGAAAUAAUGCAUACAUUAGAAAAAGUAUGUGCUGGUAUGGGUUCAGCAAUAAUAAAUGUGCAUAAAGAAAUAUCUAAAGUGGCUCGAAGUUAUCUAAUAGACAGAUCAAUGGCUGUUAGAUGUUCUGCCGCAAAAUGUCUUUUGGAAAUGCUAAAUCACGCUCCGUUUCUUUAUACUAAUGAAAUUGAGGCUAUGGCAACAUUAUGCUUUCGAGCAUUUGAAGGUUCUAAUUAUGAAGUACGGUGUUCUGUGGCUAAAUUAUUAGGUACUUUAUGUGCAAUGACACAGCUUCCAGCUCCAAAGCCAAAAAAUCCAAUGACUUCUCAAGCUAAAAAUAGUAAAUCGAUAUCACUUGAGGAAGUUUUAAAUUUAUUAAUGGGCGGAUUUCCGCGAGGUGGAGUUGGAUUUCUGAAAGGAACUGGAGAAAUUAUAAAAGGCAAUUCAAGUGUUAAUAAAGAAAUUCGUGUUGGCGUGACACAUGCUUACGUUAUUUUCGUACAAAUAUUAGGCGGAACAUGGUUGGAAAGAAAUAUUGGAGUAUUUGUUGUACAUGUCCUUGAUCUUGUAGCAAAUUCAAAAGCUGCAAAUUCUCAUAUAGAUGCUGUUUAUUGUAGAAAGUGUAUCAAUUUUAUUCUUCGAGGUACUGUCGGAAAACUUUUAGGAGAAGGAGCUCAAGCAGCAGCGUGUAAAGAAAUAGCUCAUAUUAUUUUAAAGGAAAUGAACUCUAUUGAUUUUAAUCCGGAAAACGCUAAAGACUUUAAUCAAGAAACACUCUACAGUCAACAUUUAUUGGUUUGUGCAUUACAAGAAAUAGGUAAUUUAAUCCUCAGUCUUGGAACAACGGCAUCAAAUUUAAUCACAGAUCAAUCUCUGUGUCUUAUUGAUACAAUAAUGGCAGUGUUAGUCCAUCCAUGUCUAGCAGCACGAUUAGCAGCCUCAUGGUGUCUUCGUUGUAUUUGUGUUGCUGUACCAAGUCAAAUUACACCGUUGAUUGAUAAAUGCAUUGACGGUAUUGAAAAUAUGAGAAGUUCACCGGAGGCUAUUGCUGGAUACAGUAGUGCUCUUGCUGCAGUAUUAGGUAGUGUGAGAUUAUCUCCAUUAGGAGUACCUCAUACUAAAGGAAAAAUUAUAUUCAACACUGCUGAAGAGUUAUUAAGAUGUGCUGCUCAAAAUAGCCGAUUAUCUCUUAAUAGAACUCAAGCUGGUUGGUUAUUGAUUGGAGCUAUUAUGACUUUAGGCACUGCUGUUGUUAAAGGCUUACUACCAAGGAUGCUUUUAUUAUGGCGAAAUGUUUUUCCGAGAUCUGCUAAGGAAUUGGAAAGUGAGAAAGCUCGAGGAGAUGAGUUUACUUGGCAUGUUACUUUGGAAGGUCGUGCAGGUGCACUUUCAGCUAUGUACAGUUUUUUAUUACACUGUCCUGAACUAGUAAAUGAUGAUAUUAUUCGUAGACUACUUACACCAAUAGAAUCUGCACUUGCAAUGCUUAUUAACAUUUCACCAGUUAUAAAAAAUUAUAGUCAACUAAAAGUACCAUCAGCAAUGGUUCGUCUUCGAUUAUAUGAAACAUUAUUACUCUUACCACCCCAAACCUUUGAGGGUUCAUACACUCAUUUACUUAGAAUGUUGGUUUCCGAAUUUACAUUAGCAGAAAAUUCAGGAAACACUACAACAUCACUACUACGGAUCGUGUGUCAUGCCAGCGAUUCUGUAAUUUUAGGAACUUGGCUUCAAGAAACAGAACAUCGUACCAUUGAAGAUCAGAUGGAACCUAAUCGAAGAGCAGAUGUAGAACACUUACAGCCUAACAGCGCUGCCGGUUCUGGAGCUCUCGAACACAAUAUAUGUUCUUUAUAUCGGCCUGUAUCACCUAAUGAAACAAUUCCUGGGCCACUUCCACUUGGCGUUGCAGUGAUUGAUUCAUCAGUAUCAUUAUUUGGCCAAAUAUUUCCUCGAGUUGCUAAUAAGCAUCGUUUACAAAUGUUAGAUCAUUUUGGAGAAUGUAUCAAGCAUGCUAAAUCUAGCCGCCAAGAAGCUAUACAAAUGAAUGUAUUUACAGCAGUGUUAAGUGGUUUGAAAGGGCUUAACGAAACAAAAACUGGAUUUGGACAAGAAGAUGUCAAGAAAUCAGCAACAAAUUUAAUUGUCGGUACACUCGUUAGCAAUAAUUCAAUUUUACGAUGGGCGGCUGGGGAAGCCGUUGGACGUAUGGCUCAAGUAAUUUCAGACCCAAAAUACACAGCAAAAUUAGCUCAAAUGAGUUUCGAUCGUUUAAAAUCUGCCCGAGAUGUUGUUACUAGAACUGGCCACUCCUUAGCAUUAGGUUGCUUACAUAGAUACGUAGGAGGAAUGGGAUCAAGUCAACAUCUAAAUACUAGUGUUAGUAUUCUUCUCGCUCUUGCUCAAGAUAAUACAUCUCCAGUAGUCCAGGUAUGGGCUUUACACGCUUUAGCACUUAUUGCAGACUCUGGAGGCCCAAUGUUUCGCGGUUAUGUUGAGCCUACUUUGUCUUUAAUAUUGAUGUUAUUAUUAAAUGUGUCACAUUCACAUAUCGAUGUUCAUCAAUGCAUUGGAAAAGUUUUGUCUGCUUUAAUAACAACUAUCGGGCCUGAACUUCAAGGCAAUACAUCAUCUAUUUGUACAGCUCGACAAUCUUUUCUUUGUGCUUGUGCAAUAAUGCAAGAUCAUCAAGAUCCUUUAGUUCAAGCAGAGGCAACUGGAUGUCUUCAACAGUUGCACUUAUUUGCCCCACGUCAUGUAAAUUUAUCUUCUCUUGUGCCAACUUUAUGCCGUACAUUAUCAAGCAAUCAUUUACUCCUUCGUAAAGCAGCAAUAUCGUGUUUGAGACAACUUGCUCAGCGAGAAGCUAAGGAAGUAUGUGAACACGCGAUGAGUUUAGCAAACGAAAGUAGAGAUACAAAUAUUGUUGAAGGUUUAACAAUAACCGAGACAGGUCUUCCGGGAGUUCUUUUUAGUUUACUAGACAUUGAAACUGAUAGUGGACUCAUUAAAGAUAUACACGAUAUUUUAACAAGUAUGCUACAAAUGUUAGCGGCUAAUAAUCUCUCUCUUUGGAUAGCUCUUUGCAAAGACGUACUUACAGUAGCAUCAGAAGCUAGUACAUGUGAAGAAAUAUCAAUAAUAUCUAAUGAAGAUAGCCUUGUAGGUAAUGACAGUGCUGAUGCAGAAGGUGAUGAUGACCAAGCGGAGUUUCAUGCCGAUGAAUCUAAAUUGCGCCCUAGUGUAUCUCCAAGGUGGCCAACGCGUGUUUUUGCUGCUCAGUGUGUCCGUCGUAUUAUAACCACUUGUAUAAAUAAUAAUAAUAAACAAGCACAUUUCGACUUAUCAGUCGCUAAAGAAUUUCAGCAAGUAAAAGGUCGAGGUGAUUAUCUAGUUUUACAUCUAUCUGAUCUUGUACGAAUGGCUUUUAUUGCUGCAACAAGUGAUUGUGAUCCAUUACGUUUGGAGGGAUUGAAAACUCUUCAAGAAAUUAUUGAAAAGUUUGCUAAAGUACCUGAACCUGAAUUCCCGGGACAUUUACUUCUAGAGCAAUUUCAGGCGCAAGUAGGAGCUGCUUUAAGACCAGCAUUUUCUCCAGAGACACCAUCUCAUGUAACCGCUGCCGCUUGUGAAGCUUGUAGUGCUUGGAUAGGCAGUGGAGUAGCUCGGGAUCUUAAUGAUCUUCGACGUGUUCACCAAUUGCUUGUUUCAUCAUUAGAAAAACUACGUGAUGGCCAUACACGUCCGCAGUUAUAUAAUGAAAGUCUUCUAACUUUAGAAAGAUUGGCUAUUCUUAAAGCAUGGGCUGAAGUAUAUGUUGUAGCGAUGAUAAACAACGGUUCUACUCCAAAUAUACGUAAUUCAUCGUUAAGAAAUAUUAGUAAAACAGAAAAUACAGAUAAUGAUGAUUUUGGUCAAUUUGAAUUUCAAAAUGAGAGUCUCUUGAGUUUAGUACAACCUGAAUUAUUGAGUUUAAGUCAAUAUUGGCUUGCAGCAUUACGUGAUCAUGCUUUACUCUUAUUACCACCAGAAUUUGCAAGUCAAUUACCUCACGAAGGAGGUGCAUUUUACACAACAGAUACAAUGGAAUCUGCAAGGCCUUAUUAUAUUAAAUCAUGGUCACCUAUUCUUCAUGCUGCUGCUUUGUGGUUAAAUACAAAAGGAUUUGAUUUGAAUCAAAUGACGGUCGAUAAUAUUCCAACGCCUAAUAAUAAUUGCAACAGCUACAACAACAACAACAACAACAACAAUAAUAAUAAUAAUAACAAUAAUAAUAAUAAUAACAAUGACAAUAAUAAUCCUUCAGAUAAUAAUAUUAAUAAUUCCAAAUCAAAUACUAGUAUCGAACAUUUUCAUCUUCUUUUCGGUAUUUGUAUGGAAGCACUAUGUAGUUCACGUUCUUCUGAGUCUCCACAAAAUAUAAAAAUCUGUCUCAGCGCCCUAUUUACUUUAUUAGACUCCAUGUGGGUUAGAAAAAUUUUAACUGCCGAUAUUUCACUUCCUAUUGAACUUUGUAAUGUUCUUCAUAGACUUUUAUUGACGCAAGACAACUGUAUAAUUCAAAUGAUGACAAUGGAAGUACUGAAACAAAUUGUAAAGGCUGUUGAAGAAAAUUUAGAAGAAAAAAAAUUAAUCGAAUUAAAAAAAUUGGUGCCAGCUAAUUCAGAAGCGAUAAAUCGUGAAGAAUUAGAAUUAUUGGGCGAAGGAGGAGAAACAGGAGAAUUGAAGCCAGGCAAAUCAUUCAUUUUUGCAGUUUUAGAAAUUUGUCUUUGUGUUUUAGUUCGACAAUUACCUGCUUUGAAUCCUAAUCCUGAAGGAACAACUGCUAUUCUAUUACAAAAAAGUUACGUUGCUUCUGAAGAAAAUGGAAAACUUAUUACUUUAACUCUCAGUAUUAUGGAAACUCUUCCAUCUCUUUGCUCACCUCAAGGUGCUCUAUCAAUUCUUCCAACUCUUCUUUAUUUAGCUACUGGUAUUAUACGAGAAACUGGAGUUCGAGUUGAUAAUCAAAAUACCAGAACAGCAUCGGAGGCAUCUGUUCAUGCUUCGUUACAUUGUUUGAAGAGUUUCAUCACAAAUAAAUAUUCGACGUAUACAGGAAGUCAAAAACAGUGGAUGGAAUUACUUCAAAGUGCUCUUGCUAAAAUAAUCGAUUUAGCUAAAUCAGGAAAUGAUGAGACAAAAAUGGAUGAAGUUACAAUGAUGCUUGGUAUAGCUGUUUUUGUUCUUCAUGCAGUACCAGAAGUUGUUAGCGCACCGAAUAUACAGUUUCCUUGCAUCAAUCAUUUUAGACAAGCUAUUCAGUCUACUAAUACUCUGGUGAGGUUAAAAUGUGUUCAGACAUUGAAAACAAUAUUUAUACAUCCAGAAAAAAGUAUUAGUACUCCUUAUAUCCAUACUCUUGCACCCAGAUUAGUUGAAUAUUUAUAUAGCGAUCAGAGUAAACAAGUUGAAAAUGAUCUCGAAUUGUCUUUUACUAUAGAAUGUAUUAGUACUAUUGAAGCUCUCAUUACUCUUGCUGAUUCUAAAACACGAGAGCUAAUGCAAGGUAUUCAAAUGCUGACUCUUCUUGUCCCAAUAUUGAUAAAUUAUCUGUUAGAAGAAGAUAAAUUACUACAAGGGAAUCAAUGGCAAAUAAGUUUACAUCAACAGAGUUUUCAAUGGCUAAAUAAGAUUGGUCCAAAGUAUCCUCAAGAAUUCAAAACUUUGAUGUCACAAUCCACUGAGUUAAAGACUAAGUUAGAAAAUGCAGUGCAUUUAAGCCAUCAACAAGCACAGAGACACUCAAAGCAACCAGAAACAAUAAAACCAUUGUUUACGAAAAUAGUAACUCCAUCUAUAAAAUUAAAAACUGAUUUUUCAAAUUUUAAUUAAAUUACUAAAAAAUAAAUUGAUAAAAAUAAACUCAUAGCUACUAAACACUUAUAUAGUAUUAUUUCAAUAAAUUUUAUUUAAAUGUUAGAAUUAAUUAUUGAUAAAUGUUUUGUAAAAAUAUCAACUGAAAACUAUGUGAAAUACUAUAGGCAUGUGAAUAAUAAAAAAAACUAAAAUAAUCAUGGAUUUGCAGGAUCUGUAUUAAUAAUAUGCACAUAUAAAAAAUCUGUGCAUAUAUGAUAUAUGUUAAAAACAAAAUAGAAUUGUAUAGAAUAGAUCAAGCAUAAUAAGAUGAGAAGAAAAGAAAAAAAUAUAUUAAUUUUA
This is a messenger RNA of Cotesia glomerata, 7013 nucleotides long. RefSeq names its product HEAT repeat-containing protein 5B. Lineage: Eukaryota; Metazoa; Arthropoda; Insecta; Hymenoptera; Braconidae. The record is from RefSeq and is a predicted model, not a curated record. The transcript has 12 exons. Gene Ontology annotation, biological process: retrograde transport, endosome to Golgi; endocytosis; intracellular protein localization. Gene Ontology annotation, cellular component: endocytic vesicle; membrane; Golgi apparatus. Bases 354 to 6689 code for a protein of 2111 amino acids.